GGUCAAGGUCGACAAAGCUACAGCGGGAGCAAAUGGAAAGCGUGAGAGAUAAUGAUUUUGUCUGCAUCGAAUAUCCUGCAGUGAUUGAGAAUAUUGAUAAAGCUUUGAAGACUCUUGGAGGAGAGGAGAACAUUUCUAAGACAUUUGAAGAUCCUGGCAAAAGACUACCCCUACGUUGGCGACCAGAUGAAUUCUACUGUAAACCUGCUUAUGCUGACAGAUGUGAUACAACAAACCUGCUUCUCAAAGUCCAGAAAUGGAGAAGGAAGAAGAAAAAUGGAAGAACUGGUAAAGGAAUGCAGGGUGACAAACUGACAGGUGACAGAGAUGUCAAGUACCACUCAGAAGUACUGGGGCGUGUUAGUACCACAUACAAAUUUCAGAGUCAAGCAGACAUCCAGUUUCUACCAAUGCAGAAAACUGAUGAUGGAAGCUACAAGUCUCUCAUUCCUGAUAUCAUGAUCACCAAACCUGUGCCUUCCUCUGAAUUGCUACAAAAAGAAGGCAUUCCAAUGUUUUUACCACCGCAAGUCUUCAGUCGCCUAGAUCAGCCUACAGAUUACUAUUACAGACAGAAACAGAAGAAGACUGAUUUAGAGUUUCAUGAUGCAAUAGAAAAGAAAGAUAUUAUUGGUGUUGCAAGGAAAAGAAGGAUAGCCUACACCAUCUUUAAGAGCUAUCAUGAUCCAAUACCCACAGAGCCGAUGGCAGGGAUAGAGAAAACUGAACCCAUUAUCAAGCUGGGUCUAACUGACCUGCUGGAGAAAGUAAAAGAGAUGUUUACCACAGAGCGUGUAAUUUGGUCGAAAAGUGCCAUUUCACAUCACUUGUAUGGGGUUCCACAUGCACAUCGCCGUCUCAAGCAUGUGCUGCCGCGUGUGGCAUACUACAUCACGACAGGACCCUGGCGCAGCUUGUGGGUCAAAUUGGGGUUCGAUCCCAGGAAGGACCCCAAUGCUCGUCAUUUUCAGAUGGUGGAUUUCAGGGUGCGCCAGGGAAUAUAUGUGAAGAAUCCAUCACUCGUGUAUAAGAGAAGUUCAAUGAACUAUAAGCUGCUGACCAGUGUAUCUAAAACAAAACCCCAGGCCUCUACAAUACAGGUCUCUGAUACUGCAGGGGAGGAUAUGCAAGAAGCUUACAGGAAUGAGAAUGUGUGCAAGAUCCGUCCAGGGAUUAUACCUCCCUAUCAUCAGAUGUUCUAUCAGGUGUGUGAUAUCGAGGUGAAAGCAGUGCAGGAUCUGUUGAAAGUCAACAUCUCUGAAGUUUGCACAGAACGUGAUGGUUGGUUUACAGAGGGAACGAUAGAUGAAGUGCGUGACCUGCUUAAUGAUUGUGUCAAGCAAUCAUUCCAAGAAUGGCAGAAAAAGAAUCCCACAGCUGCUGGAAAUGAUGACACCACAGAUUUCAAUUCAAGCCAGUUAGAAGACGAAGACUUUGCGAAUGAAAGUCAAGACAUUCAGGGAAUGGAGGAGGAAUAUGAAGAAGAGGAUAUGGAUAGAGAUAUUAGUGAAACUGAAUUAAUGGAUUUAUUAGAACAUGGGACCCAAGACAACAUAGGUGAUGGAUGAUGGCAGUCUUUUGAUGAAGUGUUAAAGAUACAAAAAGAAAAAAAACUGCACUGCUGGCAAGAGUUGAAUGUAUGGUAGCUGUUGUUUGUGCUCAUCAACAUCAUUAUAUGUAGAAUAAAGCAUAUGAAUUUAUUUUUCAAAUA
Lingula anatina is the source of this 1711-nucleotide messenger RNA. Its product is annotated as general transcription factor 3C polypeptide 5. NCBI's taxonomy places the organism in Eukaryota, Metazoa, Brachiopoda, Lingulata, Lingulida, Lingulidae. Gene Ontology annotation, molecular function: RNA polymerase III type 1 promoter sequence-specific DNA binding; RNA polymerase III type 2 promoter sequence-specific DNA binding. Gene Ontology annotation, cellular component: transcription factor TFIIIC complex. The record is from RefSeq and is a predicted model, not a curated record. Gene Ontology annotation, biological process: transcription initiation at RNA polymerase III promoter.